AUGAUUGCCUAUUGUAUCUGUGUUCUAGACGACCCCUGCGCAGAUCCUAAUCUCUGUAACGGAGGUACGUGUGCUGUGGAUCCGAAUACUGGUGAUGCCCUGUGCAUCUGUGCAGCAUGUAAGACAGGAGAUAAGUGCGAGUUAGACACAGAUCCUUGCGAAACGGCUACAGCGAAGAGGAAAUGUCGGGUGAAUGUGGACCCGAGUGAUGGUAACGGAACCUGCAUUGUGGAUUACAGCAUAACCGACUACUGUGCCUACAAAUGCGACUGUACAUAUCCCGGGAACGUGCCAAACCAAUGUGGAUCAUCUCCUUCACAACUUCAAUACGCCACAUGGUGGAAACCGUCGCAGACUAUGUCACUGUCACCGCUAUACAAAAUAUGGAAGAACUUGUGGUAG
Messenger RNA from Cooperia oncophora, 402 nucleotides. The record is from the annotation of a GenBank genome assembly. Lineage: Eukaryota; Metazoa; Nematoda; Chromadorea; Rhabditida; Trichostrongylidae.